Messenger RNA from Cynocephalus volans (Philippine flying lemur), 858 nucleotides. It is a transcript of the gene MMP7, whose product is annotated as matrix metallopeptidase 7. Bases 1 to 804 code for a protein of 267 amino acids. The record is from RefSeq and is a predicted model, not a curated record. Gene Ontology annotation, cellular component: extracellular matrix. Gene Ontology annotation, biological process: proteolysis; collagen catabolic process; extracellular matrix organization. The transcript is spliced from 6 exons. Lineage: Eukaryota; Metazoa; Chordata; Mammalia; Dermoptera; Cynocephalidae. Gene Ontology annotation, molecular function: zinc ion binding; metalloendopeptidase activity.
AUGUGGCUUGCCCUGCUGUGCUCUGUGAGCUUGCUGCCUGGCAGCCUGGCCCUGCCGCUGCCCCGGGAGGCAGGGGGCAUGAGUAAGCUACAGUGGCAACAGGCUCAGGACUAUCUCAAAAGAUUUUAUUCUCGCGACUCAGAAACAAAAACUGCCAACAGUUUAGAAGCCAAACUCAAGGAGAUGCAAAAGUUCUUCAGCCUGCCUAUAACUGGAAUAUUAAACGCCCACAUCAUAGAAAUAAUGCAGAAGCCCAGGUGUGGAGUGCCAGAUGUUGCAGAAUACUCACUAUUCCCAGAUAACCCAAAAUGGACUUCCAGUGUAGUCACCUACAGGAUCGUAUCAUAUACUCCAGACUUAUCACCAUUCACAGUGGAUGAAUUAGUGGCAAAGGCUUUCGACUUGUGGAGCAGAGAGAUCCCCCUGCGUUUCAAGAGAAUUAGGUGGGGAAUUGCUGAUAUCAUGAUUGGCUUUGCAAGAGGCGCUCAUGGAGAUGGCUACCCAUUUGAUGGACCAGGAAACACGCUGGCUCAUGCCUUUUCACCUGGACCAGGCUUAGGAGGAGAUGCUCACUUUGAUGAGGAUGAACGCUGGACUGAUGGUAGCAGUUUAGGAAUUAACUUCCUGUUUGCUGCAACUCAUGAAAUUGGCCAUUCUUUGGGUCUGGGGCAUUCCUCUAAUCCUCAUGCUGUGAUGUAUCCAACCUACGAAAAUAGAGAUACCAUAAAUUUUAAACUUUCCCAGGAUGAUAUUGAAGGCAUUCAGAAACUAUACGGAAAGAGAAAUAAUUCAAGAAAGCACUAGAAACUCAGGGAGAACAUCCGCUCAUUUAUCAGAUUCUACAUCAUUGUUUCCCAA